AUGCCUGGAAACGACGUUCUACGGUCCCUGAGGCUGCUGUCACGCAGCUCAGGCGGACUCCUCUCCGGCCCGAAGCAAGUGACGGUUAGUGCUUUCCAUGUGUUCCUCCAGAUUCGAUUCCAGGGCACAGUCACUGAUUCAGAUCAACAGCAACGAUGCCUGACACGCUCAAUGGCAACCGAAGCCCAGACACAACCAUCAGUGGCGACUCAAAAUGCUAUCCCAGCCGAACGCGCAGAACGUCCAGGUGGCCAAACCCCUGUUCAAGUCAUGACCUACCGGUGGCCUGACCUGAAGCCCGAACGCCUGUUCCACUACUCCCGGAGGCUCCUUCAAAUGCCCGUUCGUCACGAUAUCCUCCACCGCGCAGUAGUUUACGAAGGUGAUUCGACCCGACAAGGUUCCGCCAGCACCAAGUGGAGGGACGAUGUGCACGGUAGUCACAGGAAGCUAUAUGCGCAAAAGGGCUCUGGUCGUGCGCGUGCGGGUGAUAAGAUGUCACCAGUCCGACGAGGUGGUGGUGUUGCCCACGGACCUCAUCCCCGUGAUUUCUCGACCGAUUUGCCACGAAAGAUCUAUGAUCAAGCCUGGCGCAUUGCCCUCAGCCACCGUCUUGCCCGUGGUGAAUUGAUUGUCCUCGAUAACAGCAUUGAAAUCGCCGAAGAAGCGACUCCGUUCUUUGUCAAGAACCUCGUUGAGGCUCACGGCUGGUACGGAAAGGGCCGGUCCACAUUCAUUACGCUCCAGCCCAACGACAAGUUCUCUGAUGCCGUCGAAAAGUUCAGCAAACACGCACGAACUAUCUGCCUCGAGGACUUGGAUGUGAAGAAUCUUUUGGAGACCGGGCGAUUGGUUAUUGAGAAGAAUGCACUCCACAGGAUCUUGCUUUCGCAUUCGACAGAUUUGUCGAAGAUGGACACCCUCUUUUCGCCUUCGGCGGACGGAAGCAAGGUGUACCCCCUUAACGUUAGCCGGAUGAAGUCUGCACGUCUGGUUUAA
This is a messenger RNA of Penicillium paradoxum, 999 nucleotides long. Its product is annotated as mitochondrial 54S ribosomal protein uL4m. Bases 1 to 999 code for a protein of 332 amino acids. Gene Ontology annotation, biological process: translation. The record is from RefSeq and is a predicted model, not a curated record. Gene Ontology annotation, cellular component: ribosome. The transcript has a single exon. Gene Ontology annotation, molecular function: structural constituent of ribosome. NCBI's taxonomy places the organism in Eukaryota, Fungi, Ascomycota, Eurotiomycetes, Eurotiales, Aspergillaceae.